Molecule: messenger RNA, 1992 nt
Organism: Drosophila grimshawi
Lineage: Eukaryota; Metazoa; Arthropoda; Insecta; Diptera; Drosophilidae
Gene: gbb
Product: protein 60A
Exons: 1
Coding region: 107-1429 (440 amino acids)
Biological process (GO): BMP signaling pathway; SMAD protein signal transduction
Cellular component (GO): extracellular region
Molecular function (GO): growth factor activity; cytokine activity
Source: RefSeq, a predicted model, not a curated record
AUUUUUAAUAUACACAUAAAAACCUUAACGCAUUUGAGAUAUUACAAUAAACAGAUUUCAGGAUAUAAACUAGAUGCUGGCAGCUUGAAACAUAUACAAAGCAAUUAUGACACGAUCAGUUGCCAUUUCAUCAAUGCUUUGGUUAUUAUUAAUUAUUUCAACAGUGCCUUAUACUCAACCUACGCAGUCUGGCAUUUACAUAGAUAAUGGCAAGGAUCAAACAGUUAUGCAGCGUGUCCUUACCGACGAUGACAAGCUGGAUGUGUCAUAUGAAAUAUUAGAAUUCUUGGGCAUAUCCGAUCGUCCCCUACAUCAUAAGAAUCACGGUUUGUCCUUGAGAAAAUCAGCACCAAAAUUUCUUCUCGAUGUUUAUAAUCGGAUAACGGCCGAAGAAGGACUUAAUAAAAAUAAUGAUCAUCAUCGCUCCAAACGCGAUGCCGAUGAGGAAGAUGAAAGUGAGCAAAACUUUAUAACAGAUCUGGAUAAACGUGCGAUAGAUGAGAGUGAUAUUAUAAUGACAUUCCUAAAUAAACGAAAUCACAAUGUGGAGGAAAUGCGUCACGAGCACGGACGAAGAUUAUGGUUUGAUGUCACGAAUGUACCCGGUGAUAAUUACCUAAUGAUGUCCGAGCUGCGUAUCUAUCAAAACUCCAAUGAAGGCAAAUGGUUGACAACAAACAAGCAAUUUACAGUUACGGUGUAUAUGAUACAAACGGGAGGAUUAUCGCAAAAUAACCUGGAACCAUUAUCCUCCGUUAACACCACCGGCGAUUAUGUGGGAUGGCUGGAACUGAAUGUCACAGAAGCCUUGCAUGAUUGGCUAACAAAUGCUAAAGAAAAUCACGGUAUUUACAUUGGAGCACAUGCUAUAAACAAACCCGAUCGAGAGAUCAAACUAGAUGAUAUUGGCUUAAUACAUCACCGGGUAAAAGUUGAUGACGAAUAUCAGCCAUUUAUGAUUGGUUUCUUCCGAGGUCCGGAGCUGAUCAGGGCAACUGCUUCCACUACACAUAGCAAUCAAAAAAGAACGAAAAGGAGCGCAUUACAUCAGCGAAAGAAAAAUAAAUCGGAGCCAUCUGUAAAUCCAUUUGUGGAUAAUCCAAUCGAAAAUACUCGCAGCUGUCAAAUGCAAACACUCUACAUCGACUUUAAGGAUCUCGGCUGGCACGAUUGGAUAAUCGCACCGGAUGGCUAUGGUGCGUUUUAUUGCAGCGGUGAAUGUAAUUUCCCACUUAACGCCCAUAUGAAUGCGACGAAUCAUGCGAUUGUGCAAACGUUGGUGCACUUGCUCGAACCGAAGAGAGUUCCGAAACCAUGUUGUGCACCCACAAAAUUAGGAGCCUUGCCGGUUCUAUAUCAUCUCAACGAUGAGAAUGUCAACUUGAAAAAGUAUCGCAACAUGAUUGUUAAAUCUUGCGGGUGCCAUUAAUAUACAAAAGUGUUUAUUUUAUAAAAAUACAGUUGUGCUUUACUCAGUUAACUUAUGCAAGUUUCAUUUUCGUUAAGAUACAAAAUUCUAUACAAUUUUGUGCCGAUAGCUCAAACUUCAUAAGUCUCUUACUCGAAUUUCGGUAAAAAUAAAACAAACAAAAAUACAAAUUAAGUACGCUUAAGCUGAUUUUAAACUGCAUAAUACUGAUUGUGCUUAACCAAAAACAAAAAAAAAACCUUUAAAGCAUCAUUUGAAAUUAAAUUCAUUCCAUUUUUGUUCAAAUAUUUUGAUAAACACAAAGAUUAUUUCACGUACAAACUAAAUUUUGGACUGCAAAAUCAUUUAAUUUUCAUUUAUCUGCAACUUGAAGUCUCGAAUAAGUGGCAUUUUUACAAUGGCUCGUGUUUAGAGAAGCUUGACUGUAUUUAGUUGUAUAUUACUAUACUAAUUGUGUAAUCGAAUGUAUAAUGUAAUUUUUCUGUAAUAAUCUCACGAUAUAUGUUGUAAAAAUAAACCAAAUGUAUUAUACAAAAUCUCAUAGAACAAACAUUUGCAAUUUA